This is a messenger RNA of Larimichthys crocea (large yellow croaker), 2595 nucleotides long. It is a transcript of the gene chrna9a, whose product is annotated as cholinergic receptor, nicotinic, alpha 9a. The record is from RefSeq and is a predicted model, not a curated record. Gene Ontology annotation, molecular function: acetylcholine-gated monoatomic cation-selective channel activity; transmembrane signaling receptor activity. Gene Ontology annotation, biological process: monoatomic ion transmembrane transport. Gene Ontology annotation, cellular component: postsynaptic membrane. Bases 227 to 1858 code for a protein of 543 amino acids. NCBI's taxonomy places the organism in Eukaryota, Metazoa, Chordata, Actinopteri, Sciaenidae. The transcript is spliced from 8 exons.
CGUGUUCGUCCGUCUCUCGACACUGUCUCACCUUCUUAUCCUGUCUGUCUUACAGUCUGCAGAGUUCACUGUAACAUCGGCGGACAUUUUGACGAUGCUCGCUCGGCCUCAGCAGAGAGAGGAGAAUGGAGGUCAGAAUAAAGUGACGCUCUGGAUUGUGGACCCGGGCUGCCUCGGCGACUGUUUUUCCUGAAUAAUUGAUCCCUCGGCUUGUGACUGGUUGAAAAUGAGGAAGGCAUCGCUGAUGAUUUGGAUCAGCCUUUUGGUGCAAGUGUCCCACGGCGCUCAGGGUCAGUAUGCCCGCAAACUUCUGAAUGAUCUGAUGGAGGGCUACUCCAACGCUCUGAGACCUGUGGAGGACACAGACAAAGCGCUCAAUGUGUCUCUGCAGAUCACCCUGUCACAGAUCAAAGAUAUGGAUGAGAGGAACCAGGUGCUAACCACGUACCUGUGGAUCAGGCAGGUCUGGCAUGAUGCGUACCUGAAGUGGGACAAGGAGGAGUACGAUGACCUUGAGAUGAUCAACAUCCCCAGUGACCUGGUUUGGAAACCAGACAUCGUCCUCUACAACAAAGCAGACGAGGAGUCUGCAGGUGAAUCCAGCACUAAUGUGAAGCUGCGUUAUAAUGGAGAGAUCGUCUGGGACUCUCCAGCGAUCACAAAGAGCACAUGUGUGGUGGACGUCUCCUACUUCCCCUUCGACUGGCAGCAGUGCAACCUGACCUUCGGCUCCUGGACCUACAACGGCAACCAGGUGGACAUCAGUCUGGGCAUGGACAGUGGUGACCUGUCUGACUUUGUGGAGAACGUGGAGUGGGAAUGUCACGGCAUGCCGGCGGUUAGAAACGUCAUGAUGUACGGCUGCUGCUCCGACCCUUACACGGAAAUCACCUACACGUUGCUCCUGAAGCGCCGCUCCUCGUUCUACAUCUUUAACCUGCUCCUGCCGUGCUUCCUCAUCUCGUUCCUGGCCCCGCUGGGCUUCUACCUGCCGGCAGACUCCGGGGAGAAGGUUUCCCUCGGGGUCACGGUGCUGCUGGCGCUCACCGUGUUCCAGUUGUUGGUGGCUGAGAGCAUGCCUCCUGCAGAAAGCAUGCCCUACAUAGGGAAGUACUACAUAGCCACCAUGACUAUGAUCACAGCCUCCACCUCUCUCACCAUCUUCAUCAUGAACAUUCAUUUCUGUGGUGCUGAGGCCAAGCCGGUCCCUCAGUGGGCUAAGGUGCUCAUCAUAGACUACAUGUCUAAGAUCUUCUUCGUCUACGAGGUGGGGGAGAACUGCACCACCCCGGAGAGUGAGAGAACCCCACUGUACCCCGAUGAACCCAUGGGCGGGAAAAGCAGCUUCCUGGAUGACCGUUUCCAUGAUUACGACAGCGACCCGUACAAGUACAGCAACGGCCACGGCGCGCACCAUCAGAAAAACCAGGCGAACGGCAACGUCAACCAUCACCAUUACAACAACCACAACAACCACGUUUCCAGACUGGAGAGGGGUGAAGGGAAGCGGGAGUCCAUGCAACGCUACCACCACAUCAGGAGGGAUGAACUGGACUAUCAGGCCUCACCUCAUGCACGAAACCUCCAGCACCUGAAUGGAGGGCUGAAGGAGCAGCUCCUCUUCCCCGCAGAGAAAAUUCAAAUCCAAUCCUGCCCAUGCUGCUGCCCCUGCAGCCAACAUAAACAGGUGGUGAAGAACAUCCAGUUCAUCGCCAACUGCUUCCGCGAGCAGAGAGCUACCUGCGUGAAGGUGGCAGAGUGGAAGAAGGUGGCCAAGGUGAUGGAUAGGUUUUUCAUGUGGAUCUUCUUCGUCAUGGUCUUCCUCAUGAGCAUCCUCAUUAUCGCCAAGGCAUCCUGACAGCCUCAUCCCUCCCAUCAUCUUUUUACCAACGCUCAUCCUCCUGUCACUGCUGGACCUCAAGACUCUCCUCAUUUUUACUUUGACGCAACUAAAGACACAAAUGUAUGUGGUGUGUCAGUAUAGUGUGUGUGUGCGUGUGUGUGUGUGUGAGUGUGUGUUGACAUAAAGAGGACAAGGUCACUGCACACAAAUCAUCCGUUUAAAUUCAUCACAGCCUCGCGGUUAGUUAACGUCAGGUGUGCUUGCUGUGUGACGAAGCAGCGCAGCGGUAAGACAAUCCAGACCUCGUCUCGAACAUGCAUGGACUCUCCAUUAUUGAUGAGCUAACAGCCAUAGGCAUUACGUUACUUACAUUACGUUUAGGGCAACCAAGAUGAGGCUGUUUUGCAGAGUCACUUAUGGAACAACUUGACGUGGGGGCAGAGGCACGUUCCUUCCUGUAAAGACAUUAAAACCAGGCGAACUGAUGUCGUUUUAAUCUGCACAUAUUAAGAAUUUGGGUUUAUGUAAGUGGUGUGAAUGUUUCUAAAACGAUGCCUCGCUUUUUAACAAUACUCAGACUUUAAAUCCUACCUCCAGAACUUUGCUCCAAUAAGAAAGGUUUUACUCACUGUCCCAGCAGUUUACAUUAUGAUACAAAUCUAAUUUGUUUUACAUGAUGUAUGUACACAUUUUGCAGAACUGUCCAUUUCUGAUUUGUUUGGGUUUUUUUUUUUUUUUUUUUGCAUAUAAAA